Molecule: messenger RNA, 1025 nt
Organism: Erpetoichthys calabaricus (reedfish)
Lineage: Eukaryota; Metazoa; Chordata; Cladistia; Polypteriformes; Polypteridae
Gene: pigc
Product: phosphatidylinositol glycan anchor biosynthesis, class C
Exons: 2
Coding region: 131-1006 (291 amino acids)
Biological process (GO): GPI anchor biosynthetic process
Cellular component (GO): membrane; glycosylphosphatidylinositol-N-acetylglucosaminyltransferase (GPI-GnT) complex
Source: RefSeq, a predicted model, not a curated record
CCAGUGCGCAGGCGUCACCUCGGCAGCGCGUGCGCGGGCGUCUUUGACGUCAUCGACGCGCCGUUGGCCGUUUCUUCGCGCCGCUCUUUCGCUCCUCGGGCUCCCCGGGUGGUGGCUCCCAGGCGCUUACAUGGAGCACCCCGGUGUUCGCUGGAGGAAGGUCCUGUACGAACCGCAGCCUUUCCCGGACAAUUACGUGGACGAGCGCUUCCUGGAGGAGCUGCGCAAGAACAUCUACGUGCGGCGCUACCGCUACUGGUCGGUGGUCUUCGAGUCCGGCCUGGUGGCGCAGCAGCUGGCCUGCGUGUCGGUCUUCGUGGUGCUCUGGUGGUACAUGGACCGGGGGCUGCUCACGCCCCACUGGCUCUUUGGGACGGGGCUGCUGUUGUCCACCGUCGGCUACGUGGCCUACGACCUGGUCGACGGUGGGCUGGGCAGGCAUCAGAGUGGUCGCACCCGCUGGGCGGACCUGAAGAGCGCCAUCGUCUUUGUCCUCUUCACGUACGGCUUCUCUCCGCUGCUCAAGACGCUGACCGAGUCCAUCAGCACGGACACCAUCUACGCCAUGUCCUUCCUCAUGCUGCUGGCCCAUCUGGUCUUCUUCGAGUACAGCACCCACAUGGCCGUGGCGUCCAGCAGCCUGUCCCUCAGCGUGGCCAUCUUCGCCUCGGUGUGCCUGGCAUCCCGGCUGCCCGGCUCCUUGCACGCCUUUGCCACGGUGACCUGCGCCAUCGAGGUGUUCGCCCUUUGGCCCCUGCUGCUGCGCCGCCUCAAGUCGCACGUCCCCCAGGGCUAUGUGGCCGUGUCCCUGCUGGUGUCGGUGGCCAGCGUGGCGGUGGCACUCAGUGUCACGGUGGUGGGCGGCGUGCUCCUGGCGCUGCUGCUCCUCUGCAUCUCCCUGCUCUGCCCGUACCUCCUCAUCUGCCUGCAGCUGCAUAAGGACAACAUCCACGGGCCGUGGGACGAGGCCGAGAUCACCGAGGACUUGUCCCGCUUCCUGCGCUGAAUAAAGCCGUGUGCCCCCA